AUGAACGACCGCUACUUGCCCUCGCCGGCGGGCACACAGCUGCUCGUCGACGUGCGCGGGGCCGAGAUCAUCCCGUGUGACGACGACAGCCCUCGCAUCGGCCUGCCCAAUCACGAGGAGAUGAUCUCCCACAUUGCGCUCGAUGUCAGUUGGCGUCUCCCGUUCUCCUCUCGGUUCGCUCUUGCUCUUGGCGUCUUGGCUCUUACUCUGCACAGCGUACGCACGCCCACAGAUUGGUGGAUCGCUGGCCAAGGUCGUCUACUUUACUCGGACACCGCGCAGUUCGUCGCGCAAGCCUCAGCCAUCCUCGAACGCUGCCACGACCAGCUCGGUCGACUCGUCCUCGUCCUCCUCGACACCCACCACCCCUCACUCGACGAGGAACCGAGACAAGUCGCCUGAAACACCGCCGGCAUCUCCAGCAGCGAAGCCGAAUGGAUUCCUCAACCCAAAAUCACUGCUGCAACGCCCCUCCUCGAUCCAUGCGCCCACCUCAUCCUCGUACUCCUCCCCAGCGGCCUCCCGCGCUUCCUCUGCGGACCCAUCCUCCAGCACUGCACCACCACCAACACCUGGGUCCACAUCAUCAAGUCGAUACCCGCCCUUCUCAUCGCAUCUGCGACGACGGUCCUCGACGUCGCGUAUCCCUUCCGGUGGUCGGCUCAACUUUAUCAAGUUCGAAACCUCGAACCUAUCCGCUUGCAUCGACUUCCUCUCGACUCUCAUCUCCUCCUCCGCAUCCUCGAACGGCGUUCCCUUGGAAGUGAUGAAACGAAGUGUCAAAAUCAUGGCCACCGGUGGAGGAGCCCACAAGUACCACCAACGAUUGAGGGACGAGUUGGGCGUCGAGGUGCGAAGGGAGGAGGAGAUGGAAUGCCUCGUUCUGGGAUUGGGCUUUGUGAUGGAGGUUCCGAACGAGGUAUUUUGGUAUUCGGAUGAGCUCGUACAGGCCAUAUCUCACCCUUCGACUUCGUCCACGACGACCUUUACUCCAAAGGGGACACUGAACCCGUUCCACGACCCUGAGCCCAUCCCCACUUCCACGAGCAGCACCGCUUCUCCGAGCCACGAAGACGAACUCCCUCGUCCCUCACCCAACCCACCAAGCUACUCUCUCUCAUUCGAUGCCAGUCCAACCCCCGCCCAAUUUCCCUGUCUGCUCGUCAACAUCGGUUCGGGCGUGUCCAUCAUCAAAGUCGACGAUUAUGGGAAGUUCGAACGUAUUUCGGGAACGAGUUUGGGUGGGGGUACGUUGUGGGGCUUGUUGAGUUUAUUGACGGGGGCGAAAUCGUUCGAUGGUCAGUGCCUGACUUUCGAUCUCUAUCUCUUCGAAAACGCGCUGGUCUGACUGAUGACUGACCGACGAUUCCGUUCCUUUCCGUGCAGACAUGCUCGCCUUGGCCGACAAAGGGGACAAUUCUUCGGUCGACAUGUUGGUCGGCGACAUCUACGGCCAAGAUUAUCAAAAGAUCGGACUCAAAUCCUCCACCAUCGCCUCUUCCUUCGGCAAAGUGUUUCGUAAAGACGAGGAGCAAAAAACCGUUCCAACCUCGGAUGCGGCGUCCGCUUUCUCUACCCAAGCCGAAGACCGUCCCAAGAAACACUUCAAACACGAAGACGUCUCCCGCUCGCUCCUCUACGCCAUCUCCAACAACAUCGGCCAAAUCGCCUACAUGAACGCCGAGAAACAUCACCUCGACCGCAUCUAUUUCGGAGGCGGUUUCAUCAGAGGUCACGCGGCGACGAUCUCGACUUUAUCGUACGCGAUUAGGUUUUGGAGUAAAGGCACCAAGAAGGCCUUGUUCUUGAGACAUGAGGGGUAUUUGGGCGGGAUUGGCGCGUGGUUGAAGAAUUUGAGUGAGGGGUACGAAACGCCUGUCAUUGGCAGGGGGGAGGUCGCUUUGCCUUUGCCCGAACCGAUUGAGGUUGGCGGGAGAUCAAAGGGAGAGAGGGAAAGGGGGGAUGAGGUGGCUGCGAAUGAGGAUGAGGCUGAUGGGGUGUCGACGCCUAUACCGACACCGAUAUUCGAUAGUGCGGUCAAUGGUUUGCAGGCCGCGUUGGAGGUGGCCGAGGGCAAGUCGUCCAGGACAUGA
Molecule: messenger RNA, 2093 nt
Organism: Microbotryum saponariae
Lineage: Eukaryota; Fungi; Basidiomycota; Microbotryomycetes; Microbotryales; Microbotryaceae
Source: the annotation of a GenBank genome assembly